GUGGUGUGUCUCACCCCGCCUGACUCCCUGGAGAUAUCUGCCUGCUGGGGCAGGGGUAGGGGUAGGGGCAGGAGCAGAGGUAGAGCCGGGUCUAAAUCUGCCCCAGUGCCCACCGCUGCUCUUAGAGGCGCUACAGAAGACUUGGAAUCUGAGGGUAGUAGACAGACUCAUAUGAAGAGCAAAACUGACUCAGAGAGCUAAUAACCAGCAUCUGAGGAUACACAUACAAAAAAACACACACACACACACACACACACACACAGGGUGAAGACACACUCAUACACACAGAAACACGGAGCAGAAUGGAUUCAGAGUUCUCUGAUAUUCUUAAACAAGGUUAUGUGAAAAUUCGGAGAAGGCAUUUUUGGAUCUCUCAGGGAUGCUGGCUUGUGUUUAAGAAGGCUUCCGGUAAAGGGUCGAACAGACUGGAGAGAUACCCGAACGAACAGGCCUCCAACUUCCACUGCCAACAAAAGGCAAGGCUAUCAUCACAAGAUGGCCAUAUGAAAAACAAAAGCUCCAGAUAUAACGUGAUAGACCUAACAGAUGUCUUCAGCAUCAGCAGACCACCAAAGGAGAAGAAAAAGUAUGCCGUGCUGUUGAGGUUCACUGAUGACAACACGCUAACCUUUACCUGUGACUCAGAGAAAGAGGCUGCGGACUGGCAUAAGGUUCUCCACAGAGCAUGUGUUCAAGAUGAGCUGGGCACCGUCAGCAGCGGAGAGCCAGACCUGCUGGCCUCCUCCCUCAGACACCAGUGUGAGCGGUUCCGUGUGUGUCUACUGCCGUGCAAAGGUCUGGUGAUGUCAGGCGAGUGCGUUCUGCAGGUCGGCUCGAAGGCAAUCUCUCUUUGGGACGCACGGAACCCCCGUCUCAAACUCGCGUCUUGGCCUCUGAUGUGGCUGCGACGCUUUGGACGCGACCGCACCUGGUUCACCUUUGAAGCGGGCCGUUUGUGUGAGACAGGGGAGGGCUUCUUCAAAUUUCAAACACUGGAAGGAGAGGCCAUCUAUCAGAAAGUGCACACAGCAGUGCAGUCCAUCAUCCAACAGCAGGACUGCCCUCCCAGGUAGCCCAGUCCACCAGGUUACCUGUCUGCCCAGGAUCGUUGAGGGGCACAUAUGAAGGUGACUUCUGAAGCAACUCCAUGGUCCAGAUUUGUAAAUAGCUCAACCUGCUCUUUUUUGGGUACACCAGCUCCCUCUAGUGGAUAAACAAUGCAUCACUCAAUAGACGUCACUAAAUAAAUGGUUGAACAUAACAUUUACAAAAAAACAUUACAUUAUCACAAAAACUGAUUUUUUUCCCUUUAAGUUUAAUAAAAUGUGUUUUUAAAAAUUGCUACAAAAUUAUUUGAACAUUACUGAUCAUUAAAUUAACUUUCGAAAGUUGUCAUAUUUGUUCCUCGGUUUCAUUAAUUUGUUAAAACAGACUUUUGCAAACUUCUACACUAUCAGCAGUACAGACUGUCGUAUAAAAUGACAAAUAAAGCACAUUUGUAAGAGGGUAGAAUUUCACCAAAUUUGCGGGAAAGGUUGCAUCAAUGUUAGUUGUCUGUUUUCACUGAUUGAUAAUGACACCAUACUCUGUAACCGUCUUUAAUAACACUGCAGAGAGAAGCGUAUCAAAGUGAGAUUUUAUGUAAUAAAAAGUGAUUUAUUAAUUAGCA
Clupea harengus (Atlantic herring) is the source of this 1669-nucleotide messenger RNA. RefSeq names its product docking protein 5-like. The record is from RefSeq and is a predicted model, not a curated record. NCBI's taxonomy places the organism in Eukaryota, Metazoa, Chordata, Actinopteri, Clupeiformes, Clupeidae. Gene Ontology annotation, biological process: cell surface receptor protein tyrosine kinase signaling pathway. Gene Ontology annotation, cellular component: cytoplasm.